UUACUAUUUCUCUCUCACUUUUCUUCAGAAACAACAAUAAGUGGCUCUCUUGUCUCUGGGUUUUCAUUUCUCAUUUUCUUGUUAGUAUGAGAUUAGUGUUUGGGUUUUCUGCUAGUACCAGUGAUUGAUUGAUUGUUUAGAAAACAAGAAGAAGAAGAAUUGGUGGUGUUGAAUAUAGUUAAGGAGGGAUAAAAGAAGAGAAUUUGUGUUCUUUUUUGGGUAAAUUUGAUGGCUGAAAGUGAUGAAGUUACUCUCAUGGAUUCAAAGUUGGUGGUUCCACUCAAUACAUGGAUCCUCAUUUCAAAUUUCAAGUUAGCGUAUAAUCUCCUCCGACGACCCGACGGCACAUUCAAUCGUCACUUAGCUGAAUAUCUCGAUCGGAAAGUCACUGCAAAUGCUAAUCCAGUUGACGGGGUCUUCUCAUUCGACGUUCUUAUCGAUCGUGCGACGAAUCUUCUUAGUAGAAUUUACAGACCAGCUUUGCCCGGUAAUCCUCGUCCCUCUAUAGUGGAGCUUUCGAGUCCGUUGAGUAGUGAAGAAGUUGUGCCAGUUAUUAUCUUCUUCCAUGGUGGUAGUUUUGCACAUUCAUCUGCCAAUAGUUGUAUAUAUGAUUCGCUUUGUAGACGUCUAGUGCGAUUAUGCAACGCGGUUGUAGUGUCUGUGAAUUAUCGCCGAUCGCCGGAGAAUCGAUACCCGUGUGCUUAUGAUGAUGGCUGGGCUGCGCUGCAAUGGGUUCAUUCUAAAUCAUGGCUUCGUAGUGGCAAGGAUUCUAAGGCUCAUGUGUAUCUAGUUGGUGAUAGUUCAGGUGGGAAUAUGGUUCAUCAUGUUGCAAUGAGGGCAGUGGAAUCCAAGACUGAAGUGUUGGGUAAUAUUUUGUUGAAUCCGAUGUUUGGUGGAAUGGAAAGAACUGAAUCGGAGAAGAAAUUGGAUGGGAAGUAUUUCGUUACGAUUAAUGACCGGGAUUGGUAUUGGAGAGCAUUCCUCCCUGAAGGAGAAGACAGAGAUCACCCGGCCUGUAACCCGUUUGGUCCGAAUGGCAUGAGUUUAAAGGGGAUGAAAUUUCCAAAGAGCCUAGUCGUAGUUGCAGGUUUGGAUCUUGUUCAAGAUUGGCAAAAUGCUUAUGCUAAAGGCCUUGAGAAGUAUGACCAAGAUGUGAAACUAUUGUACUUGGAACAGGCUACGAUAGGUUUCUACUUGUUGCCGAAUAAUGAUCACUUCUAUACCGUCAUGGAGGAAAUCAAAAACUUUGUGAGUUCUAACUGUUAAUAGACUUAGGUUUCUACUUACAAAAUUCAGCCUAUACAUGACAAAAGCUUUGACAAUUCACUCGGGGUUACGUUUUUUUUCCUUCUUUCGGGUUGAUUUGGAGUCUUAAUAGUAUUUGUGUAUUACUACUAGUAGUAUUUACUAAAUGUAUCAUCUUUGUGGUGGCGGCGGCUAUUGUAAUGGUAAUGGUGGCGUCAAGAUCUGCACGGUUUAACUGGUACGUCUUCUUCAUGUGUGGGUUUUGUCGUGUUCGGUUGCUGCAGAGAAUGUUAUUCGAAAUCAGAAGCCGUUUGAUGUAGCAGAACAGAUGCAAUUUUCGUAAUUUAAUUGUGUAUGUAUGUUCAGAGAAGUCACUGAUUCCCGAGCAGCUUCAGUGCGUUGAAACUGUUUUACAAGAAUGGCUUCGGAAGCCCCACCGGAAUGUAGUAGUAGUAGUAGUAGUAGUAGUAGUAGUGUUGCUCUUACCUCUUCUAACUUCUAACAAGGUAGAAAGGGGAAGAAGAUUUGGAAUAGGCAGGGGGUUAAAUAUGUUUUUGGGCGUUCGUUCGAUCGACUGUGAUCGUUCCCUGGCUAAUUUCAUUGUUGUUAAGUACUAAUUCCAAUUUCAUGGAUGAGGAAACAUCCAUGAAGUUGAUAAGUUUAUGUUGUUGUUAUACUUAUGUGUUCUGAGAAAAUCGAAUAUAUAAAAGAUGUUUGUUUAUUUUC
Papaver somniferum (opium poppy) is the source of this 1971-nucleotide messenger RNA. Its product is annotated as gibberellin receptor GID1C-like. The transcript has 2 exons. NCBI's taxonomy places the organism in Eukaryota, Viridiplantae, Streptophyta, Magnoliopsida, Ranunculales, Papaveraceae. The record is from RefSeq and is a predicted model, not a curated record. Bases 229 to 1266 code for a protein of 345 amino acids. Gene Ontology annotation, molecular function: gibberellin binding; hydrolase activity. Gene Ontology annotation, biological process: raffinose family oligosaccharide biosynthetic process; floral organ morphogenesis; positive regulation of gibberellic acid mediated signaling pathway. Gene Ontology annotation, cellular component: nucleus; cytoplasm.